Molecule: messenger RNA, 2351 nt
Organism: Vespa mandarinia (Asian giant hornet)
Lineage: Eukaryota; Metazoa; Arthropoda; Insecta; Hymenoptera; Vespidae
Source: RefSeq, a predicted model, not a curated record
UCUCUUUAUCUCUCUUUUGCUCUCUCUUUUAUCAAGCGUGCUAAAACAAGAUUUAUUUGCAAAAGGACUUCGCUCCAAAUUACAACAUUGUUUCGAAACAAAAGAAGGACGAUGGCUUUGAAAUAAUAAGCGCACAUAUUUGGAUAAUCCUCGAUGAUGUGCGAGAUUUCUAAGGUCCAACGAAGGAUCUUUCGCGAUCAAGAUCCGCCGCGAAUACGUGAUAAAGUAAAGGAUAAUCGUUUCUUAAAAAACGAAUCGGAAUUUUCCAAAUCUACGCCUAAUUCACCAACGGCAUUGCAACAAAGAGCAUCAACGUCCAGUUUGGAAAAAUGUUUGAGCGAUCCAGAAUUCUUAGAAAAAGAAUUAAAGAACGAGGAUUGUUCGAGAAUAAAUACAAAAGGAUCAGCAUCUUUUUCGUCAACCACAUCGUUAUCUUUGAAAGUUAACGUCAAUGAGAAACGAAAGGAAUCCUCUUUUUUUGCAUCGACGAACGUUCAGGAUUUCAUCGUCGAACUCUCUACGAAAGUGCCUUCGUCCUCUUCUUCUUCAUCUUCUUCUUCAUCUUCUUUUGGCGAUAAAAAGGUGAUUGCUAACGGUCUAAAGAACGAUCCCUCGGACAGCUGCGACGUUUUGACGAACGGAAGAAAAAUGGCACCAGUUUUGGGUGUCCCACCUCCACCACCGCCUGCACCUCAUAUGGGACCUGAUGGCCUAAUUUUACCUAGGAAACCUUACAACCCUUGCCUCACAUCUACCAAUCAUAAAGAUCUACGUAGAGAGUUACUUUUUAAUCAGAAAAUAGGUAGAAACGUGUUAAAUCAAAAAAGCGAGUUACAAAGAGCGUUAGAAAAGCAAAGAGAGAAUGCAUCUAGAAAAGAAGCUGAGAGAAUUCGUGAAGAAACUUUUAAAGAUGAUCCAAGGACAGCGUUACAAAGGGCGAUAGAGCAAAGGGCAAAACAUAUUCAAAUAAUGCAAGAGCAAUCACAACCAACGAUGAUUGAGCCAAAUAAUCUCUUGAUAACGGCGAGAGCGAAAUUAAGACCACGUACUGACUCGCAAUGAAUUAGAACAAAUGUGGAAAUUGGAUCGAGCGAUACGUGAAUUAGAACAAACAAACGAUCAUUACGUUUUUCUUCAUGGAUUUUAAUAUCGGACGAUCAUUUUUUUAGGACGUAAUUUUUGUGUAUAUAGAUAUACAUACAUGCAUACAUUUAUAUAUAUAUAUAUAUAUAAAUGUAUGUAUUUUUUAGAAAAGCAGGACCAUAAACUCGCACUCCUUAUAGCCAUAGAUAAGAAAAAAACAAAAACAAACGCGCGUAUUUAAGGGAAAAAAGAUGUAUGUAUUCCACAUGGGAACGACGAGUUUGUAAUAUUUUUUCCUUUUUUUCAUUUCUAAAGAUUGAACAGAGAAGAAAAAUAGAAAUGACUUUAGACUAUUUUUAUGAGGAGUACGAUUCGUAGUAAACGUUCAUGCAUAGAUAGUUCAAUGAUAAAAUACGAAUCGUUGGAUCGACUAUUAAAUGUCGAUGUUAAUUACCCUACAAGUUGCUUUCUGCUUAAACAUGGAAGUAUUAUGAUGAUGAUGAUGAUGACGAUGAUGAUGAUGAUGGUAAUGAUGAUGAUGAUGAUGAUGAUGAUGAUGAUGAUGAUGUAGAUUCGUGUUCAACAGACAAAGACGAAUUUAUUUAUAAUGAUCGUCUUUACACCAUGGUGAGAGAUUCUUCCGUGCCUCUAUAUGGGCUCGUUGCUGUUAGUCGGGACACACUAUACUUUCACUUGAUAAUAACCAUGAACCAUGAAAAAAGAAAGAAAAAAAAGUAUCUGUGAAAUUUUCUUGACUUGUAGAAAAAGUGUCGAUUGUAUUUUUUUUUUCUUUUUCUAUCGAUUUUAUUAACUCUAUUAAAGUAGGACUAUAACUCUGUUGCUUUUGGCUAAUAAAAUACAUAAUAAUUUUUCAACUUUUGGAAACUAUAAUUUAUAGUCAGACAAGCGAUCGAGACACCACGAACACCGAGAUAAUAUUCUUUUUUUUUGUGUGUGAAACAUAGAGAAAAUAUUGGAAUGAAUAUUUUGGGACCAUACAAAUAAAGCAAGAUUGGAUGAUGAGGAAGAAGGCCUUAAAUGAAAUAGCAAAGUCAGAUAUAUGAUAUAAGAUUUUGUGGAAGAGAAAAUAUAUAUCUGUAUUGUAACAUACCGUUUCAUAUAGUAAUAGUUAAUUAAUAAGUAGAAGCAUGUGGUUAUUGAUGCAUACGUUUCAAGACUGAGGGAACAUGGACGAGAUCAAGGCUUGAAUAUUCUAAUAUGUUUCAAAUUACUAUGUAGCGAAUUAAGAAAUACGAAAAUAGUAUCUA